Messenger RNA from Aspergillus heteromorphus CBS 117.55, 5599 nucleotides. Its product is annotated as putative ABC bile acid transporter. Gene Ontology annotation, cellular component: fungal-type vacuole membrane; fungal-type vacuole. The coding region runs from base 337 to 5325 and encodes 1662 amino acids. Gene Ontology annotation, biological process: transmembrane transport. Gene Ontology annotation, molecular function: ATP hydrolysis activity; ATP binding; ABC-type peptide transporter activity. Lineage: Eukaryota; Fungi; Ascomycota; Eurotiomycetes; Eurotiales; Aspergillaceae. The transcript is spliced from 2 exons. The record is from RefSeq and is a predicted model, not a curated record.
GCAUCGCCAGGGUGCUGCGUUCUUGCUUACUCUCCCCUCCCAAGGCACCGUCAAUACAUUAAUCCCUCGUCUGCACUCCCUUUUUCCCUCUCUUGCCUCCCCAUCGACUGCCAAAUUUCUUCGUUUCCCGCCUUAUCAGUCCGGCGAUGCUAGGCUUGUCCUGCAUCUAUAUGCCGCAAAGCUACUCCCACAGCAACUGAUUUUUUUCCCACCCAGCUCAUUGCCCAUCCUUUGGCACAGCUCAAUUCCGCCAGUCUCGUGCAGAUUGGUCGUCAACUUCACGCGCAUGUGUUAUCAAAGCUCGUGCUGCUACCUCCUCUUCUCCGUUCGCCCAUCAUGGCGAUAGAAUGUCACGGGCCCAUCUGGGCUAUUGAUGAUCUUUCCCGUUGCUUUCAACGCAACUAUCUACAAGUUACAUUUCCGCUCGUGGCCUGCGGGGUGUCAUUGCUCUUCAUCCUCCUCCGCGUCGCAUACGGGUUUACGACUGCUCGAAAGGGGGUCUCCUACAAGAUUCUGGAAAACAAUGCAUCCGACGAGGACACCCAAGUCGCAUCUCUGGAUGAACAGGGGGAGGAAACCGACCCAAUGCUGAACAAAGCCGCGCAGUCCGAAUUGCCGCAUUUCGAAGUCGAUCGCCCGAAGUGUGAAAUCACCAUCUUGAUGCUCGAGAUCAUCGCCCUCGUGGGAGAGGUGGGCAUAUUCGUUGCAAUCCUCUACACAGAUGCUUGGGGACGCCAGGGUACUCUUCCCGCCAUCGCCAAGUUAGUCUCCUGGAGUUACAUCUUGUUCUUGGGAUUGGUACGGCUGCUUCUUUCGACAUUGGAUCUGCACUCGUCCCCUAGACUAUGGAACCAUACCGCCUUUUUGUACGGACUGCAAUGGCUGUUCACGAUCCUCGUUUUCCGGUCUGCGGUUAUCCAUCCCUUGUCAAAACGCGCCAUGAUCUUCAGCUCGGUCGAGUUUUCCCUGUCUAGCUUUUUGUUGCUGGUUGCGAUUACAACCCGGAGAGGGAACAAAGCGGUCCUGGUCUCGCAUGAUGAUAACUUGGAACCUGCGAAACACCCACUCGCUAGUUUACUCUCUCUAGCCACCUUCUCUUGGCUGGACCCUCUUAUCAUGAAGGGUUACAGACAGCCAUUGGAACUCGAGGAUGUCUGGGAUCUGACCGCGUCUGAGAAAGCUGCCACAGUUUUGGAAGAUUUCCGCCGGAGACACUACCAAGGUUCGUUGGUGUGGAAGCUAUGCCGGCACUUCUACCCCACCCUUCUUUGGCAGGGUGCAUGGACUAUUUUUUCAAAUCUUUUCACAUACCUACCCACCAUCCUUCUCAGGGCAAUUUUGCAGUACGUUGAGGAUCCGAGGUCCUCCACCGCAAAUGCCGCCUGGCUCUAUGCCAUCUUGCUGUUUUGCUCUGGAGCCAUCCAAGGUGUUGCCGACGGGCAAGCUCUCUGGAUCGGACGUAAGCUGGGAGUAAAACUCCGGGCUAUCAUCAUUGGCGAAAUUUACGCAAAGGCGCUCCGGAGAAAGGCCGGGUCAGCUGUAGAAUCUGCCAAGAAACAGACGGAAGAACCGGCCAAGGACAAGAAAAAGGUAUUCUUCUCCUUCGGCAAAAAGAAGAAGGCUGCGAAUGACGCCGAAUCAAACACUGCGAAUAAAAAGGAUUCCGGGGCAGAGGAUGCCGAGCAUACGGCUAACGUUGGUACUAUCAUUAACCUUAUGGCCAUCGACUCCUUCAAGGUCAGCGAAGUCGGCGCCUAUCUGCACUUUUUGUGGGCUAGCGUGCCUGUCCAGAUCAUUAUCGCUGUUACACUCCUGUACCGGCUUCUGGGAUUCAGCUCGUUUGCUGGAAUCGUCAUCAUGGUUUUUAUGAUGCCUAUCAACCUUCUCAUCGCCAAACAGUUCACGAAGGUGCAAAACCGGAUUCUUAAAGGAACUGACGCUCGCAUCCACAGCACGAAUGAAAUCUUGCAGAACAUUAGGAUUAUCAAAUACUUCGCCUGGGAGCAGCGGUUCCAAGACAUUGUUAAUGAGAAGCGAAAGGCGGAGUUGAAAGCAUUGCGCUUCCGCUACAUCAUCUGGUCCACGGCGGCGACUGUUUGGUAUGGCACGCCCAUCUUCAUUACCUUCGCUUCAUUCUUCUUGUACACGGUGGUGGAAAAGAAGAGGUUGACCCCGUCCAUCGCUUUCCCGGCCUUGUCGAUGUUCUCUUUGCUCCGCGUUCCUCUCGACCAGCUGGCCGACAUGGUAGCGCACGUCCAAGAGUCCAAGGUCUCUCUUGAUCGUGUGGAUAAGUAUUUGAAUGAAGACGAGACGGAGAAAUACCAGCAGCUUGCGGAUGAAAACGCCACCGAAGAGCCGCCGAAGAUUGCGCUGGAGAAGGCUACGCUCACCUGGGGAUCUUCUCAAGCACGGUAUAAAGAUGAUCCAUCGGAGGAUGCCACGGAAGGUUUCCGUCUGAUCAACAUGGACGUGAAUUUCCAGAUUGGCAAGCUCAACAUCAUCACUGGUCCAACUGGCUCUGGAAAGACGUCGCUUCUGAUGGCACUUUUGGGAGAAAUGAACCUUCUGCGGGGCAAGGUCUACCUGCCCGGUGGGACGGCCAACCGGACAGAACUGCCGGUUGAUCCUCAGACAGGGCUUAUCGAAAGUGUUGCGUACUGCGCACAGGAAGCAUGGCUCGUCAACGCAACUGUCAAGGAAAAUAUCGUAUUCGCAUCUCCUUAUGACCAACGUCGGUAUGACGCUGUGAUCAAAGCCUGUGCCUUGGAGCGUGAUUUGGCGAUACUCGAUGCAGGCGACCAGACCCUUGUGGGAGAGAAGGGAAUCAGUCUGUCUGGAGGUCAAAAACAAAGAAUAUCUCUUGCUCGCGCAGUGUACAGCAGAGCGCGGCACUUACUUUUGGAUGAUUGUCUGAGCGCCGUUGACUCGCAUACAGCGAAACACAUCUUCAGACAGGCUUUGACGGGCCCUUUGAUGCUGGACCGGUCAUGUAUCCUUGUGACGCACAACGUUGCGCUGACAGUCUCCCAGGCGGAUCAUGUCAUUGUGCUUGAUAAUGGUAAAAUCACCGCCCAAGGCCCUCCGGAUGAGGUGGCCGCGUCGGGUGCUCUAGGUGAUGAGCUUCUAAAAUCUCGACCGACUUCCAGGACUACGACACCACGCCCGUCUCGCAGGGCAUCAGAUAAUGGAGAUGAAGAUGAAGAAUCUCACGCGAACGGAGUUGCAACCAAUGGCUCUAAUGGAAAGGCCCAAGAAGGAAAAAGCUCCGACUUGAAGCUGCAGGAGUCCAAAGCGACGGGCAGCAUCAAACUUUCUACUGUUAAAAUGUACCUUCAGUCGAUGGGAUCCUGGCGCUACUGGAUCGUGGCUGUGACUGUAUUUUGCUUACAACAGCUCGGAUCCGUGUCGACUAACAUCUGGAUCAGACAGUGGGCCAAUUCCUACCAAACUGAGGAUGUUGGAGUAGAGGAUACUGGCAACUAUGCAGCCAUGGCGAACUUGAAGUUUCCGUCCUUCAAUGUUGGUAGCGUCCCUCGGACUUCUACGUUCAGUGCACCCCAGUUCGGCACGCGGUCGACAUCUUCUAACGAUGGCAACGUGAAUGUCUCGUACUAUCUCGGAGUCUAUGCUCUCCUGGGAUUUGGUUUCGUCGCAAUUUCACUAUUGAGGGAAGCUGUCUUGUUCUGGGGCUCUCUGCACGCGUCUUUUACCAUCCACAGACGUCUUCUGAAGGCCGUCAUGCAUGCUAAGUUCAAGUUCUUUGAUUCCACGCCUCUAGGUCAGUUGAUGAACCGGUUCUCCAAAGAUGUUGAAUCGGUUGACCAGGAAGUGGCACCUGUGGCUAUUGGUAUGCUCCACAGUUUGGCAUCGGUUGUGAUGAUUGUGAUCCUUAUAUCGAUUAUCACCCCCGGUUUCUUGAUCGCUGGAAUCUUCAUUCUUCUGGUUUACGUUGUCAUCGGGGCCGUCUACGUGAAAUCUUCUCGUGAUCUCAAGAGACUCGAGUCUGUUCAGCGGAGCCCGCUGUAUCAGCAAUUUGGCGAGACAUUGAAUGGUAUCGUGACCAUACGUGCCUACGGUGAUGGUCCGAGAUUUCUUGUGGACAACCAUCGUCGUAUUAACUCCUACAACCGACCCCACAUCUACCUUUGGGCUAGCAACCGCUGGCUUGCAUUGCGAGUCGAUGUCACAGGCGCUUUGGUUUCCUUCUUCACGGCAGUGUUUGUCCUCGCGAAUAUCGGAAAGAUCGAUGCCGGUGCUGCAGGUCUUUCGUUGACCUAUGCAGUCACGUUUACGGAGAAUGUCCUUUGGCUAGUCCGGCUGUACUCGGAGGUCCAACAGAACAUGAAUUCCGUCGAACGUGUCAAGGAGUAUCUUGAAGUCGAACAGGAGGCGGACGCAGUCAUUCCGGACUCCAGACCCCCGGCCAACUGGCCCAGUGGUGGCGCGGUCAACUUUGUUGGCUACAGUACUCGGUAUAGACCCGACCUGGAUCCCGUUCUCCGAAAUGUCUCCUUCGCCGUGCAGCCUGGAGAGAAGGUCGGAAUCGUGGGUCGUACUGGCGCUGGUAAGAGCUCUCUCGCUCUUGCGUUGUUCCGCGGUCUCGAAGCAGAAAAGGGCCGCAUCGUGAUCGAUGAUGUGGACAUCAGCUCAAUCGGCCUUCGUGACCUGCGUGAGUCGAUUACCAUUGUCCCUCAAGACCCUACUCUGUUCACCGGGACUAUCCGCUCCAACCUCGAUCCCUUUGACCUCUUCACCGACGAGCAGAUAUUCACGGCCCUGCGACGUGUGCAUUUGAUCGGCCUAGGAACCUCUGGUACAGCGACCCCGAUGACAACCAGCAGUACCCUGGCAGAACCUGCCGCCGGAACUCCCAACGGUGUCACCGGUAGCGCCAUCCUCGAGAACAAGAACAUUUUCCUCAACCUGGAUAGUGCGGUCUCGGAGUCUGGUUCCAACCUCUCCCAGGGUCAAAGACAGCUACUGUGCCUCGCACGGGCUCUACUCAAGAGCCCCAAGGUGCUGAUGAUGGACGAAGCUACAGCCUCCAUCGAUUACAACACCGACUCCAAAAUCCAGGAGACUCUCCGCGAGCUCCGCGAGAGCACGAUCAUCACCAUCGCGCACCGCCUGCAGACAAUUAUCGACUACGACAAGGUGCUGGUCCUCGAUCACGGCCGAGUCGUCGAAUUCGAUCAUCCUUGGAACCUGAUCAACCGCGACGACGGUAUUUUCCGAAGCAUGUGUGACAACAGCGGAAACAUGGAUGCCCUUCUGGAAGGAGCUAAGAAGGCCUGGGAACAGAAAAGUCAUGUUCAUGAGCCAUAGACCGCCUGCCUUUCCACCCACCCACCCGCCUUCUUGGAUUUGCAUACAUACCCUACCUAUACUAUUAACAUCUUGAUGCACUGACACUAAGGUCGAUCGCCUUCGACUUGUUUGUUUCAUGACAUCAUUUUUUUAUUUCUUUUUUUUGGGGUGGGGUCCAAAAGUCGUACAUACUGAAAGCAUUGCUACAUACAGUACUUCUUAUUGUUAUUGUCAUUGUUAUUGUAGACAUGGCGCUUGGGAUAAUUUUACUGUUACUUAUCAUUUGAUGGAU